Molecule: messenger RNA, 1458 nt
Organism: Ipomoea nil (Japanese morning glory)
Lineage: Eukaryota; Viridiplantae; Streptophyta; Magnoliopsida; Solanales; Convolvulaceae
Exons: 3
Coding region: 687-1343 (218 amino acids)
Source: RefSeq, a predicted model, not a curated record
GAAUCAUGGGAGAGAAAGUUUGAUGAAAGUUAUUGUCAAGAACCAUUUUUUUUUUUUUUUUUGUUCCUUAAAUCUUACUUAAGUUAAGCCCCUAGACAUGGUAGUACUGAAUGUCUGAAUAUAUAAUUUCAAGAUUCUCUCGUGAAUCGGGUAAAGCUUUGCAUGUAUGACAAGCCAGACAGGGAAAACUAAUAAAACCCUAGAGGGGAGUAUCUCUCUUUUGUUAAUUAUGCCAUUAAUUUGAUUAGGACAGUCAAGGUUUGGAUCAGCUUUGGCUACUUUAUUAGCAGCCUCAAGGGUUUUGUGUUUGUCUGCUUUAUCCACCUUUUUCUACACAUAAUUAUUCUCCUGUUUCUUAUUGGCAUCAAUAGAGCAAAAGCAACAGCUUCUCCACAUUAUUACUGCUUAGGAAUCAUAAGUUCUUUUUUGACUCCAUUCCCCCUUUGUUUCUUAAGACCCCAUCUUCUAUCUCUGCAUGUAAAGCAUCUAUCUUUCUUUUGUUAAUCUGCAUUUUUCUGCUUGGUGGAAUAAACUUAGGAUAUGACACCUCUUCUUUGGUUAAUCCUAUCCUAGGAUCCUAUGCUAGGUAACCUCACUGAUUGUUUGUCAUUAGGCAUUGAGGUUGUACUAACUGAUUGAAAAUCAUUUCAAGACAGAAGGGCAAAAGUAGUAGGACAGUGGUGCCUAUGGCUCAACAGGAAGGAGGGUGGCCUCUGGGACUGCAGCCUCUGAAUUUAAGGGUAGGGGUAGUGAGAAACAGAGACUACUUGUCUGGAUCGACAUCUUUCAACACGUUACUCAGUGAGUCCCCCGCUUCCUCUACAGAUUCCUCCUCGGACUUGGACAGCGAGUCCACAGGGUCAUUCUUCCAUGACAGGAGCACAACCUUAGGAAGCCUAAUUGGCGUUUCAAGAAUCGUGAACCUCUCGAGGAGAUCAACGAGGGGAAGACCCUCGAGUGUUGAAGCCAAUCAAGUAGUCGGAAAGAAGUACACUAGGAGGCCCGGAGCCGCCUGGUGCUUCUCAUUGUGCCCGAGAAACAGCACUGAUGGCGAGAGCGCCAUAAGGAGCAACACUGCAUCGCUCGGCCAUUUUCUAGCUGUGGAAAGACGGGCUGGAAAUGGGCACCGGAGAAGCCACCAUAGCCCUCUCAUCUACGGGCCAGACGAAUACGCUUUGGUGCAGCACGAUCGAGAGUCGUCGAAUUCACUCUUCGCCAAUGACCGAAUUGCCCCUCCCCAGCUGAGCCCAUGGGCUGGAAGGGCCCCGGGCAACAGGUCUUUAGACACUGAACAAGAUCAUCAGGGUGUUCCACUGGUAUUGUUCCCAUGCAUUUGUGGUUAAACAUUGUGCUUAUUAGACCCUUUACUUUUCAAUUCAUAUUUUUCCCAUUGUUUGUUUUGUUGAAAUUUCUAAAAAAAAGUACUCCUUUGUAGUGAACUAGUGAUGUUGAAACAUA